ACAUAGUUCCGUCAAGUCUUCGCUGCAUUUUCAUCGCAUUUUUGGAAAGUUGAUUUUCAUUUUAAUUGCGGUGUGGAAGAAAUCGGUUUUUUAAGAGAUUUUAGCUGAGAUUUUAUAUUUAAUAACUCAAAAUGUUCAAAUCAUUGUUUUCUGUUGUAAUCUUACUGGCAUUGUCAAAUAUCUGCCUUUCUGAUGAUGAGACCAGCGCUCGUUUACUAAUUUCCAAACAAAUUCUUAACAAGUAUUUAGUGGAAAAGAGUGAUCUACUUGUGCGAUACACAAUUUAUAACGUUGGAAAUGGUGCCGCUACCAAUGUGAAAUUGGUCGACAAUGGUUUCCCCUCAGAAGCCUUCGAUGUAGUUGGAGGUCAACCAACUGCAACCAUUGAACGUAUCGCUCCACAAGCCAACUAUACCCAUGUAUUAGUGGUGCGUCCAAAAGCAUAUGGAUAUUUCAAUUUCACAGCCGCUGAAAUUUCGUACAAACCUGUCGAGGAAGCCGAAGAGUUGCAAUUGGCUGUAAGCUCCGAGCCUGGUCAAGGUGGAAUUAUAAAUCUGGCUGAAUUCAACAAACGCUUCUCAUCACACUUCUUUGAUUGGGUUGCUUUCGCUAUAAUGACUUUGCCUUCCCUAGCAAUUCCAUUGGCACUGUGGCACUCGUCAAAGAGCAAGUAUGAACGCUACGGCAAAAACAAAAAACACUAAAUGUAAAUUAUAAUAGACUUUUAAGCAAUAUCGCUAAAACAUCAAAUUGAUCAAUAUGAGUCCCAAACGAUUCAAUAAUUAAUAUCGCCCAAUAUAUUAACGAAAGUGCGUAAUGUGAGCGUUGCAAGUUUUAUUCUUUUGUCUUGUGCGAAAGGAUUUUCCUUGAAAUAUUUUGUCGAAAACGCUUACUGACGCCAAGUUCAAACACAAACUCAAUGUUAAAAUCGUUUUAGAUUUAUUUGAAAACCAUAAAAGUCGAAGAGUUCUGGACGAAAUAGCUUAAUACGACAUAUGUCCAAACACGUUUUCUAAUAAAAAAUAUAUAAAAACUGU
Molecule: messenger RNA, 1037 nt
Organism: Bactrocera tryoni
Lineage: Eukaryota; Metazoa; Arthropoda; Insecta; Diptera; Tephritidae
Gene: SsRbeta
Product: translocon-associated protein subunit beta
Exons: 3
Coding region: 132-704 (190 amino acids)
Cellular component (GO): membrane; endoplasmic reticulum
Source: RefSeq, a predicted model, not a curated record